AUGCCAUUGGAACAGCUCCGCCAACACUUUCUAGGCCAUAAAUCGAAUGAUUCGCUUGUCUUCGAUGAGGAUAACGGAGGAGAUCAAUGUAAAGAAGGUGAGAAGGACACAAUAGAAGGGCAGGUUGCGGAGUCCGAUGGCAAUCAAAACAAAUAUAAGCAGGUUGCUGGAAGAAUAGCUUUGGAGAUGGAGGAUUGGGCUGAGGAUGAGGCUGAAGAGGAGGGGGAAGAAGAGUCGGAAGAAAAGGAAGGACCAAUCACAUGCAGAGCGGUAGAACAGGAGUAUAAGGGCGUCGCAACCGCCAACAUGUGGGAGGUUAUGUAUCCUGAAGAAAUCAUGGCAGAACUUCUUCACAAUUCCUUACCCACUGCCUCAGUUACCACAGCAUCUGAUUUGACCGGCACUCCUCUCAGUUCAGCAGCUGACAUCUCAAGAGAUCCGGCUGACUGGGCGACUGCUGACGAAAAGACCUGGAACACCAAGUAUAAUUCAGAGGCUGAACAGCAGUUGACCAGGCACGACAAAUUUCAUUAA
This is a messenger RNA of Protopolystoma xenopodis, 534 nucleotides long. Lineage: Eukaryota; Metazoa; Platyhelminthes; Monogenea; Polystomatidea; Polystomatidae. The record is from the annotation of a GenBank genome assembly.